CUGGCCGCGUUCGAAGAGCGUUUGUGCUUUUUGUUUGAAAAUUCUAAGAGUAUUAUUAGAUUGAAUUAGUGCUAUUUGUUUUAUUUCUGUCCUACAAAUCGUCGUCGCAGUAAUGUCGGAUCGAGAGAGGAGUCGUUCACGGACGCGCAACGGAUCACGUGAGGCGCCUCCGAAGCAGCCCGUGAUGUCGCGAGGUCACAGCCGAAGCCGGUCGCGGACGCCGCCCCCGCCAAAAGCUACGGGCAGGAAAUACCGCAGCCCGUCUCCCGGGAGAUCCCGGUCUCGCUCGGGAUCGCCGCGACGUGGGUACCGCUCGUCGCGCUACUCGCGUUCUCGUUCUCGCUCGUACUCACCGCGCGGCUCCUAUCGUCGCUCGCACUCCCACAGCCCUAUGUCGUCGCGUCGCCGGCACAUGGGCGAUCGGGUAUGUGAGGAGAACCCCAUGCCGUCUCGGUGCCUCGGCAUUUUCGGCCUCAGCCUGUACACAACCGAGCAGCAGAUCAACCACAUCUUCUCCAAGUACGGACCAGUUGAGAAGACUCAAGUCGUUAUUGAUGCUAAGACGGGAAGAUCCCGAGGCUUCUGCUUCGUGUACUUCGAGUCGCAGGACGAUGCGAAGGUGGCGAAGAACGAGUGCACGGGCAUGGAGAUCGACGGGAGGCGCAUCCGCGUCGACUUCUCCAUCACGCAGCGAGCUCAUACGCCGACUCCUGGCAUUUACAUGGGGAAACCGACGAGUGUAAGCCGAGACAACGGUUACGAUAGACGCCGAGAUCGAGAUUGUGCUUACGGCCCGCGCGGAAGGAAACCGGCGCGGGCGCAAGACGACUACUACUACCGCGGCGGCGGCGGCGGCGGCGGCGGAGGAUACAGGGACCGCGACUAUUACCACCGCAGCUACCGACACCGCUCGCCUUCGCCGCACUACCGCCGUCGGCGCUAUGAACGCGAGCGCUCCUACUCGCCGCGUCGUUAUUAGUAUUGAAACAAGAAGUAAAGGAUGAAGUUCCUUGAAACUAACUGUUGAAGUUUUGAAAAUGUUUGCUUGAAAAGUCCUUUCGAAAUGGCGGUCGCCGAAAACCCCGACCGGCAGGUGCCGUAAGAAAAUGUCGGUGGCGAAGCGAAGUUUUCGGAUUGUUGGCAAAUGUCGAAGCGAAAAGAAUAUGAUCGAGUUCCCGGUUAGGGAGGUUGAAGCCCAAGCUCGCAAGACCGUCGAAGAAAGAAGUCGCGCGUCUGAUCAUAUUCUUUAUCUUCCGACUCAACUUAUGGCCUCUACGGAGAGCCUGCCCUUCAAAUUUUCAUUAGUUUAUCGUGCAUACGGUUGUAGGCAUUAAGUAUCGUACAAACAAGGAUUACUGAAGGGGGUUCCAUUAGUGGAUGCCAUUACACAUCCAGUUCUUUAUCGACGUGAUAUAAUGCAUUUUACAAUUCACAGUAUCUAUUUUAUGUAUCGGUUAUGACUUAUGAGUGACUUCACGUUCCACAUCUAGUGUAGAUUGUGUUGUGAGAUAUUUGUUAAUAAACAAUAGUUUUAUAAUGUCAUUUGGGUCUUCUUCAUUUCAUCUUCAUCUGUCCCACCUGGAUAUCCAUCUUAUCCCCUUUGAUAUUGGUUUGACGGACAGAAAGUAUAUAUGACGUUGCUAAUUCUUACGUUGGAUGAUGUAUGUACAUCCAUAAGGUGGGCGGUGGGCAAAUUUUAAGAUUUAGCAGCGUUUUAGGUUUUAGUUUUGAAUGGUAUUUAUAGAACACAUGUUGCGUUGUUUGAUUUAUCUAUUUAUGCUUAUUUAUUCUAUUUCAUUGAUAGAAAUAUUAAUUUAAAUGAUUAAAUAUGUUGGCGUAUAUGUAGAUUAUGGAGACGUUUGGGUAAUCAUUCAUAGGCAUUUAAUUAACAAAAAUUCUCACUAUCAGGUUUUAUUAAAAUUCUUAACAAUAUGUAUGUACCUUAUACUUAUUUUAUAAAUAGAUACCACAUACAAAUACACUUCUUAUUGGCACUCCUUCCCAAAUGGCAAUCUACGAUACUUUAGUGGAAAAAAUUAUAUAAAAAUAAAUA
Hyposmocoma kahamanoa is the source of this 2053-nucleotide messenger RNA. It is a transcript of the gene Tra2, whose product is annotated as transformer-2 protein homolog beta-like. Bases 113 to 979 code for a protein of 288 amino acids. The record is from RefSeq and is a predicted model, not a curated record. The transcript has 10 exons. Gene Ontology annotation, biological process: positive regulation of mRNA splicing, via spliceosome. Gene Ontology annotation, cellular component: spliceosomal complex. Gene Ontology annotation, molecular function: RNA binding. Lineage: Eukaryota; Metazoa; Arthropoda; Insecta; Lepidoptera; Cosmopterigidae.